AUGCUUGAAUACACUAGAACAAUUUCACUAGUUACAUGCAUGGACCUUUCAAGCAAUAACUUAUCUGGAGAAAUCCCUGAAGAACUCUCGAGUCUUUUGGGAUUGCGUGUCUUAAACUUAUCUAGAAAUCAUUUGACCGGAAAGAUCCCAGACAAGAUUGGUAAAUUGGCAUUGCUAGAGUCUCUUGAUUUCUCCAAAAAUCAGCUUUCAGGUACAAUUCCUCCAAGCAUGUCAAGUUUAACUUUUCUAAGUUACUUGAACUUGUCAAAUAACAACUUGUCAGGAAAAAUUCCAUCGGGAAAUCAGCUCCAGACACUUCAAGAUCCUUCUAUUUAUAUGAGCAACAAUGAUCUAUGUGGACUUCCUCUUACAGAUAAGUGUGAUAGUGAUGAGACUUCUCAAAGUCCAAUGCCGAUUGGUGGUGAUGUAAAAAAAGAUGACGGAGCACAUGAAAUGGCUUGGUUUUACUCUGCAUUGGGACCAGGAUUUGCUGUGCGGUUUUGGGCCUUCUGUGGCGUUUUAGUGCUCAAGAAAGCUUGGAGGAUUGCCUAUUAUCGGUUCUUUGAUGAGAUGAAAGAAAGACUUCUCUAUGGUUGUUGCUUUGCAAGAUGUUAGAUUGAAGAAGUUAGUUGGAAAUGUAGGUCAUGAAUAAUUGUUUGCUACCUAAAUGUGAAAGCUUUACAGUGGGGUUUUUUUUUUUUUUUUUAGUACUUUUUAUAAGAGUUGUAAUAGAAAGCUUAGUAAUUAGAAUUUAGGGAGGGGAUUGGCCAGUAUUUUACUCUCUUAUGUAUAUAAUUUUUAAGUAUCAAUAAAAUUACAGGUGGUGUGCUCCCACCUUUCUGCAAAAA
This is a messenger RNA of Magnolia sinica, 848 nucleotides long. RefSeq names its product receptor-like protein EIX2. The transcript has a single exon. The record is from RefSeq and is a predicted model, not a curated record. Lineage: Eukaryota; Viridiplantae; Streptophyta; Magnoliopsida; Magnoliales; Magnoliaceae. The coding region runs from base 1 to 615 and encodes 204 amino acids. Gene Ontology annotation, molecular function: protein binding.